CCACGCCUUAGCAGCGAUCUCACUGCAGUCUACGUCUUUCUCAUUUUGAUUCCAUCUCCCGCCUCAGGCUUCCCGAACGACCCUAACACGAAAACCCCCGCCAUUUCUUCGCACACCAUGGCUGUGCAAGGCGGAGCGGAGGAGGACGUGUACGCCACUCUUCUUCUGAGCGACUCGUACUUGCCUGGUGCUGUCGUGCUCGCGCAUUCCCUGCGGGAUGCUGGCACCACCAAGAAACUGGCCGUCCUGGUCACUUUGGAUACCGUAUCCGAGGAGGUCGUAACGGAGCUCCAAGGUGUCUUCGACUAUGUCAUACCCGUCAGUCGCAUUCAGAAUUCUCGGCCUGAGAAUCUGCAGUUGAUGAAUCGAACCGACUUGCACUCCGCCUUCACCAAGAUCAACUUGUGGAAGCUGGCCCAAUUCCGGAAGAUCGUCUACAUCGACGCUGAUAUUGUCGCGUACCGGGCUCCCGAUGAGCUCUUCGACAUAGCCGCCCCGUUCUCGGCAGCUCCUGAUAUUGGCUGGCCCGACAUCUUCAACACGGGCGUCAUGGUUCUGACUCCGAACUUGAAGGACUACAACGCCUUGGUGGCGCUGGCGGAGGAAAACACCUCCUUCGACGGCGCCGACCAGGGCCUCAUCAACAUAUAUUUCGGGGGCAAAUUCAACCGCAUCAGCUUCACCUACAAUGUCACUCCUUCUGGCCACUACCAGUAUACUCCCGCCUACCUUCAUUUCAAGUCGAGUAUUAGUUUGGUCCAUUUCAUCGGCUCCGACAAACCGUGGUUUAGUGGAAGGCGCGCCGGAAGCGGGGGCCCCUACGACGAGAUGACCGGUAGCUGGUGGUCUGUCUACGACCGGCAUUACUCGUCCUCAUCUGGUACGUCCUCAGACUUGGUGCGAUAUUUCACCAAGGGCGAGUACCACCCCUACGGAAACAAAUCUGCCUGGAAUUCCCAGAGGCAAUCCUCUUCCCAGGGUUCGCAGUACGGAGCUUCCAACUUCCCCACUACUGUUUACCAGACGGCUCCGGCAUUUGUUCCUAGCGACUCAUGGUAUCACCCCCCCGCCGCGAGGAUGAUAUUCCCUUGGGAAGCUCACAGGUCGCCGCCGUCACGCGUGUUUGACGACGACCCGGUUUGGACAGAGGAGGAAGAGGUAGAGGAGGAAGAGUCUGGCGCCGAAGACCCAGGGACGCCCACGGGCGAGAUGCGAUCCCCGUCUCUACUGGGAGAGUCUUAUUCCGUAGAGACGUCUACCGUUGGGCAAAAUACCGAGCCCACUACACCAACCACGCCUAGUCACAACAUGUCGUCCGAGUCGUGGUCCUCUUUUACUUUGACCAACGCUUGGGACGAGGUACCUGAGAUAGAGCGCUAUGUUGACGCGAUGCAGAAGUAUCGACGGAUGCGCAGCGCCAAAGGAUUCUCUGAGCUCCCAAACAAGGCCACAGAAUUCCCUAGCGAUAUCGAGCGCCCCAGCCUUCCUGUCACUCCAGUGCCUACCCGUCGGCCUCCUCAAUUCUGGUUUGGCCCUGUCGCUGGCAGUGGCAGCGCAGACCAGAAGACACCGCCAGCCGCAAAGGGCGUACCAGCGCAAAACGAGUGGCUUGAGAAACUGUCCGGGCAACCGACCGAGGAGGUGUUGCUGAAGCUCGAGAGUAAUAGUCGAGAUGGCAGUGAUUGGGCCCCUAGGCCCUCGCCUUUCGGCACCGACAAAUACCAACCAGCAACAAGCAGCUCCGGCUCAAGGUCUCUACCCAGUAAUGAGGCCGGCCGGGGGAUCGCGCCUCUAACGGGAUCGGCUCGAGGCAGUUCAGCCGCGGGUGCGGCACCUAUAUUAGAGCCUAGCUACGCAGGCCCCGGGCCUGCAUUCGAGAAAGGCGAGAAUAUUCUCACAGCGGACACAUCAAGUUCGUGGAUACCCACAUCUCGGCCUGUCGUGAGCGCGAGAGCGUCAGCUAUACCGGAACCCAGCUAUGCGGGCCCUGGACCUUCGUUCGAGAGGGGAGAAAACAUUCCCUAAGAAGUAGCCUCCACAGCGAUAACCCCGCGAAGCCAACAAAGGGA
Messenger RNA from Durotheca rogersii, 2069 nucleotides. RefSeq names its product glycosyltransferase family 8 protein. The record is from RefSeq and is a predicted model, not a curated record. Gene Ontology annotation, cellular component: cytoplasm. The coding region runs from base 118 to 2025 and encodes 635 amino acids. The transcript is spliced from 8 exons. Lineage: Eukaryota; Fungi; Ascomycota; Sordariomycetes; Xylariales; Xylariaceae. Gene Ontology annotation, molecular function: glycosyltransferase activity.